AUCUGUUCAUAAAACCUGACAGGAUCAAGGUCCCUUGGUGGAUUGGUAUAAUUUGUCAUUCAGCAAGGAUUCUGAAGAGUGAGGACAUAACUGUGACUGCGAAUAUAAGGUCUUCCAGAGGAAAAUAAAUCAAAUCAUGAGAGUUGUUCCCUGUCUUCUCCUCCUGUGCUGUGCCUGUCAGCUGGGGGCAAGUGUGAGGGUGGUGCUGGAGCCUGUGGAUGCUGGGGGCAGCGUGAGCACCUACACGGGGGGCGUGGUGUCCCUGAACUGCUCCCUGGAGGGGGGAGCGUCAGAGCAGGAGGCGCUGGAGUGGCAUCGCAACGGCGAGUCGGUCAGGCUGGACUCCCACAACCGCUUCAGCCCCAGCAGGCUGUGUGUGCAGAAUGUGACCACGGACGACCACCAGGUCACCUUCACCUGCCACCUGAGGAGCAACCCCACCGUCUGUGCCUCAGCGCAGAUCAAAGUGCACUUUCCCCCCGCCCUGUCAGGCACAGACUAUGUCACAGUGGAGGAGAGCCAGGAUGUCGUGCUGCGGUGCCCGGUAUGGGCCUAUCCCCAGGUGACGGUGACCUGGCUCAGGGAUGACCUGCCGCUGAACCUGGUGACCCACAGAUACACCCUCUACCAGGACAGCAGGGAGGCCCAGCUCACCAUCACCAACGUCCAGAGGGAGCAGCACCAGCGCUGGUACAGCUGUGUGGCCCGCUCCGCUGAGUUCGGGGAGAGGACCAAGACGUUCCAGCUCCUGGUGGAAGAUAAGAAGAUGGGGUUCCCGCUGGUACCGUUGAUUGCUGCGUGUGUGGUUGUGCUGUGUACGACCGCACUGGCCAUAGUAGCCAGGUGGGACAGAAUCUCAAAGUGCUGGAAAUAAGCGAUGUCCACUGGUGAUGAAAACAAGCUCCUGGACCAUGCUUUAAAUUCACAUGAAAUGUGAAUCUCGUCUCUUUUUGUCACCUUUUAAAUAAUGCAUGAGAUGUAUUCAAGAUAAAUAAAUAAAUCCCAACAAAA
Clupea harengus (Atlantic herring) is the source of this 1011-nucleotide messenger RNA. Its product is annotated as transmembrane and immunoglobulin domain-containing protein 1-like. Gene Ontology annotation, biological process: cell-cell adhesion. Gene Ontology annotation, molecular function: cell adhesion molecule binding. NCBI's taxonomy places the organism in Eukaryota, Metazoa, Chordata, Actinopteri, Clupeiformes, Clupeidae. Gene Ontology annotation, cellular component: cell-cell junction; plasma membrane. The record is from RefSeq and is a predicted model, not a curated record.